This is a messenger RNA of Chondrus crispus (carragheen), 559 nucleotides long. RefSeq lists its product as hypothetical. Gene Ontology annotation, cellular component: endoplasmic reticulum; endoplasmic reticulum-Golgi intermediate compartment; Golgi apparatus. The record is from RefSeq and is a predicted model, not a curated record. Gene Ontology annotation, molecular function: monosaccharide binding; glucosamine 6-phosphate N-acetyltransferase activity. The transcript has 2 exons. Lineage: Eukaryota; Rhodophyta; Florideophyceae; Gigartinales; Gigartinaceae. Bases 1 to 438 code for a protein of 145 amino acids. Gene Ontology annotation, biological process: UDP-N-acetylglucosamine biosynthetic process.
AUGGCAGAGAUUAGGAUAAGGGCGGUAGAAGCUGAGGACGGCGACAAUGGUUUCUUCAAGAUUUUAUCUCAGUUGACGCAUGCGCCCGUCGUCCCCCGAGCAAAGUUUGCCGAGCUUGUUAGGAAGGAGCGAGCCGACGGAUCACGCACGACCAUCGUGGCAGUCACCGCGGAGGGGUCUGUGGUGGCGACUGGGGCUGUAAUGAUGGAGCACAAGUACAUCCGAGGCGGCGGCAUCUGCGGACAUAUUGAGGACAUUGUCGUGGAUUCUGAGUUUCGGAAGGCGCAGCUAGGGAAGAAGAUCAUCUCCAAACUGGUCGAAAUUUCGAGAGAGAAGGGUUGCUACAAAGUGAUUUUAGAUUGCGCCGAAGACAAUGCCCCGUUCUACGAGAAGUGCGGCUUCGAAAAAAAGGAGUGCCAGAUGGCCCUCUAUUUUUGAUAGUGCUCCCAACAAGCUUAGCUCUUGGUAUGCGCACUUUCCCCUUCCUUCACGUCUCUCCACUCUACUUCGCCACCCUCUAGAGACAGCCUAGUCGUAAAUCCAGUCAUAAAUCUGCUCA